CGCCCCGUGACGCCAGGCCCCGCCCCGCGGCGCCCGCUUCCAAGAUGGCGGCGGCGAUGCCUGCCAGGCAGUCCGGGUGGCGGUGACGACGGGAAGCUGGAGAGCAGAUAAUGCCUCACAUCUCUGCCCCGCCGGGACCCCCCGAAGCUCCCAUGACCCCGAAGAAGACAGCUUGAACCUAGACCUCACCCCAGGAUGUUGCGGAGGCUGCUGGAGCGGCCCUGCACACUGGCCCUGCUUGUGGGCUCCCAGCUGGCUGUCAUGAUGUACCUGUCCCUGGGGGGCUUCCGAAGCCUCAGUGCCCUGUUUGGCCGAGAGCAGGGGCCGACGUUUGACUAUUCUCAUCCCCAUGAUGUCUACAGUAACCUCAGUCACCUACCUGGGGCCCCUGUUGCCCCAGGGGGUCCUCCAGCUCCUCAAGGUCUGCCCUACUGUCCAGAACGAUCUCCUCUCUUAGUGGGUCCCGUGUCCGUGUCCUUUAGCCCGGUGCCGUCACUGGCGGAGAUCGUGGAGAGGAAUCCCCGGGUGGAACCGGGGGGUCGGUACCGCCCCGCGGCGUGUGAGCCGCGCUCCCGAACCGCCAUCAUUGUGCCCCACCGUGCCCGGGAGCAUCACCUGCGCCUGCUGCUCUAUCACCUGCACCCCUUCCUGCAGCGCCAGCAGCUUGCCUACGGCAUCUACGUCAUCCACCAGGCUGGCAAUGGGACCUUUAACAGGGCCAAGCUGCUGAACGUUGGGGUGCGGGAGGCCCUGCGUGACGAGGAAUGGGACUGCCUGUUCCUGCACGACGUGGACCUGCUGCCCGAGAACGACCACAAUCUGUAUGUGUGUGACCCCCGGGGACCCCGGCACGUCGCUGUCGCCAUGAACAAGUUCGGAUACAGCCUCCCGUACCCCCAGUACUUUGGAGGAGUCUCGGCGCUCACUCCUGACCAGUACCUGAAGAUGAAUGGCUUCCCCAAUGAAUACUGGGGCUGGGGCGGUGAGGAUGACGACAUUGCUACCAGGGUACGUCUGGCUGGAAUGAAGAUCUCGCGGCCCCCGACAUCCGUGGGGCACUAUAAGAUGGUGAAGCACCGAGGAGACAAGGGAAAUGAGGAAAACCCCCACAGAUUUGACCUCCUGGUCCGUACCCAGAAUUCUUGGACCCAAGAUGGGAUGAACUCACUGACAUACCGACUGCUGGCUCGAGAGCUGGGCCCUCUCUAUACCAACAUCACAGCAGACAUUGGAACUGACCCUCGGGGUCCCCGGACUCCCUCUGGGCCCCGUUACCCACCUGGUUCCUCCCAGGCCUUCCGCCAAGAGAUGCUGCAGCGCCGGCCCCCGGCCAGGCCUGGCCCUCUGCCUACUGCCAACCACACAGCCCCCCAGGGCUCACACUGACCACUCCUUCCUGCCCACCUCAAUCGUGAAACCGAAUCCGAGGGGUCGUAUUCUCCCCGCCCUCGGCUCCUCACUGCUCUCAGAGGGGACGUGGGGGAACUGAACUCCAGUGCUGGGCUGGAGGCAAGGGCCUCUCCUCACUGCUGGACUGGAGCUGGGCUCCUUUAGACCUGGGGGUCCCUCUUUCUAGGGUCACCUGCCAGGGCUUAUGACUGUGAAUCCUUGAUGUCAUGAUUUUAUGUGAUGACUCCUGAGAGUCCCCGGCCCCAGGGGUAAGAGCAGGGCUGGACCCCAAGUCCCUUCCUCUUCCAGGAGAGAAGAGUGAUCCGGCUUUUCCUGGGACCUCUGUGAAUAUUUAUUCUAUUUAUGGUUCCGAGGAAGUAAUGUUUGGUGAAGGAAACCCCUCCCUGGGUACUUUUCUGCCAGUGCUGGAGUAGCUUCCUCUUCUGGACCUGGCGCAGGGGGCUGGGAUUUUGAUAUAUUUUCUAAUAAAGGACUUUGUCUUGCCUCUGC
Molecule: messenger RNA, 1899 nt
Organism: Neofelis nebulosa (Clouded leopard)
Lineage: Eukaryota; Metazoa; Chordata; Mammalia; Carnivora; Felidae
Gene: B4GALT3
Product: beta-1,4-galactosyltransferase 3
Biological process (GO): galactosylceramide biosynthetic process; carbohydrate metabolic process
Molecular function (GO): glycosyltransferase activity
Source: RefSeq, a predicted model, not a curated record